AUGAAACCACGUCCUUUGUUGCUGUUUGUUGCAGCUUUGACUGCAGGAACUUUACUAGCCGUGAAUGCUACUGCCACUACGUCCUUGUUGACAUCCAAGCGUCUUUUGGAGGAAAAGGAAAAGGACCCUGAUGAAGUCGUACCUUUCAAUUCGUGGGAUAAUGUACCCGAGACGCUUAGCUACUUACUGGCUUUCAUUCUCGUGCUACUGGGUGCACACCCGCUCGGUCUCUUUUUCCCCAAAUACUUUGGUCUGCCACUUAUUACCGGAUACUUGAUAGCUGGUAUCCUGUCGGGGCCUUUCCUGUCCAAUCUACUCAGUGUAGAAGCUGUCAAAAUGCUCGGUUCAUACGUCAAUGCCUUUGCUUUGAGUUUUAUCUCAUUCCAGGCGGGCCAAGAAAUUUAUUUACCAGAAUUGCGUCCACAACUGAAAUCCAUUGCACAGCUUUUGUUGACCUACUACUUUACGGCCAUGAUGAUAGUCACUGCUGUCUUUAUGCUGGCUUCCAACGCCUUCUUCUACGCUGACUUGGACACGAGCUGCCAGCUCGGCAUUGCACUCAUGUUUGCCUCGAUUUCAGUGCUCGUGUCACCGUCAACUGUCAUGGCACUCAAGAUUGAGAUAGAUAGCGUCGGACCAUUUACAUACCUGGCACUUGGGACUUGUAUGACGGCAGAAUUUAUUGUCCUUGUGUCGUUUUCCGUCUCGCGUGUCAUUGCUUCAAUCUAUUGUGCCAAGUUGGACGUAUCAGCGUUAAGUAUCACUUUUACAAUGGGUGUUGUGCUCAUGAAUGUCGUUCUUGGAGUGUAUCUCGGACUGGUGACAUAUCUCAUUUUCCAGAUACCAACUGGGAUACCAGAAGGGAUUGCAGCACACCCCGGAGAGUCUCACGUGCAUAAAACUGAAUGCACCGAUGGGAAGCUGGAUAUGAGUGACCUAGAACAAGCACUGGAGAGUCAUGAUCGAACAGAUCUCCCGCACAAUACCUACGUUGAGGAAGUUGAAUCGAACAUGCUGGCGGACAAAAACGGGUGGACUGAAGGCAAGUCACUGCUCUUGAAGGGUUUCAUUUGGCUGCUCAUGGGCUACGUGUUCUAUCUCUUUACGAACACAGUGAGUGACUUAACAACCGCUCACUAUGGACUCGUAUGGCAAGUCAAGUUUGAGGCUUUGUUAGUUCUAAUGGUGGCUUCUUGCACGGCUGGUCACUUCCCCUCUAUCCGUCCACAGAUGCAUGUGAUUUUGGAUACUGUGGCCCCGUACAUUUUUCUGCCAUUUUUCGUCAUGACGGGUGCGUCUUUGCAGCUGGACAAGGUUCUUAGUGUGAUUCCAAUAAUGAGCUUGUACUUGACGGUACGGUACGCAGCCAUUUUCAUAUCGGUGUACGGGGGUGGACGAUUCCUGUUAAAGUUACCACCCCAACAUUACAAGAACUUAUGGCUGACGAUGGCCCCGCAGGCUGGUGUCUCACUUGGAUUGGCUUCUGAGGUAAAGGAACUUAUUACAGAAGACUGGGGGGGCAAGUUUGCAGCGACAAUUGUUGCCGCAGUGGUCGUCAACCAGAUCAUCGGGCCCGUUCUGUGCUCUGUGGGGCUUCGCAAAGCUGGAGAGGGCAUACUUGAUCGUCAGGCUGCCGCUGCAGCUGCAGAUGGUUCAGACGAUACACAGUCCAAACAAGGAAAAGAAAUCGUCCAUUCGGACGCCGAAGGCAGAAAAGGAGAUAUGUACCGUCGAAGUCUUAGCAUUCACAACAGCGCUCAGAGCUUGUAUUCGACUCACAGUGACAAAGAUCCUAGACCUUUGCCACCGUCCCGCCGUGUGCAGAGUGCUGUUGUAAUUGGUGACGAUGAAGUAGCGUUUGAAAUUGCACUCGAGUUGUCUCUUUACGGCGCUCGUGUCAAUGUCCCGCUUCUUGAUGAAGCUCGAGCCGACAAGUGGCGCCGAAUGAAUGAAACGAUCUUAAAGCGUACUGCGAAGGAUGAAUUGAUAUCGUUCCAGAAUCCUAUGCAAGACCGGCAAGGCGAGGCUCCUGUAGCCAUGCAAAAAGCCGAUGUACUUAUCUUUACGGGUGCACCAGAGCGCACAGUACAGCAGGCGAAGGUCAUUCAGACUAUGCUGGGCGAAAACACUCGGGGACCACGGUUGAUUGCAGUAGUGGACGACUGUGCAGCUGGAGCCCGAUUGCGCGAACUCGGUGUGCUCACCGUACAACCCUCGAUCGCACUUGGUAACAUCGUGACCCGUCUAGCGUUGUUAGACGCACCUCUUGCUGCUAUAUUGUCCAAGGAGCUAAGUUCCAUGAGCAACUUCUCGACCGCCGCGUACUUCAGAGGCGACGCCGACGAAUCACGUGAGUCAAUUACCUCCCUUUCGGACCUGCGCCUGACUACGCGUCGCCUGGCACUUGAUCGCAGCGUUGUCAAUCAUCACUCGGUAGACUACGAUCGUCUCGCUAAGGUGCUGGCUGCUGAAAACUUGCCAAUGCCUCCACCUCCAUCUCGUGUGUCCAUGUUCGGUACCUCAGCUGUGAGACACGAUCCGUUCGCUAAGCGAUCGAAAAAUCUUGGCGCACUAGAGCAUUACGUAGUGGAAGAUGACAACUUUGACGGACCUAACAGUCGCUCUAUUUUCGAACAACAGUUUUUGGUGCCCUCGCCGAACUCCAGUGCCGGGGGUGGAGACCGAAUGCGGUCUAGUCGGCUGUCACGACGACGUUCACGCCUCGAAUCGAGUAGCAGCAGCGUCGGUGGAGGCGCUGGUUUCGUCACGCUGCACCGCGGUAAGGCUACGGGACAGUAG
Messenger RNA from Peronospora farinosa, 2799 nucleotides. Lineage: Eukaryota; Oomycota; Peronosporomycetes; Peronosporales; Peronosporaceae. The record is from the annotation of a GenBank genome assembly.